Nicotiana tabacum (common tobacco) is the source of this 702-nucleotide messenger RNA. Lineage: Eukaryota; Viridiplantae; Streptophyta; Magnoliopsida; Solanales; Solanaceae. The record is from RefSeq and is a predicted model, not a curated record.
AUGACACAAGCAAAGGCAGUUGGGACUCCAUUAGCACAAAAACAUGGAUUGCAAGAAGCUUUUGGUGAUUUAGUUGAUCCAUCAUUGUAUAGGAGUAUUGUGGGAAGUUUACAGUACUUAACACUCAAUAGACCCGACAUAACACAUGUUGUAAAUCUUGUAAGCCAGUUUAUGCAAACCACAUUUCAUUUGCAAGCUAUUAAGAGAAUUUUACGAUAUGUCAAGGGAUGUCCUUCUACAAGGAGGUCAACCACUGGGUAUAACAUUUACUUAGGAGCAAAUUGCAUUUCGUGGUCCUCAAGGAAACAACAUAAAGUUGCAAGAUCAAGUGCAGAGGCUGAAUACAGAGCCUUAGCAUCCACAGCUGCUGAACUUACUUGGAUAACUUUUGUGCUACGUGAUAUUGGGGUUUGUCUCAAAACAACUCUUAUAUUGUUUUCUGACAACCUUAGUGCACUUUAUAUGACCACAAAUCCAGUUAUGCAUGCUAGAACUAAGCAUGUUGAACUUGAUUAUCAUUUUGUGAGAGAGAAAGUUGCACAAGGACAGCUUCUCACUCAGUUUGUGCGAUCAAGGGAUCAACUCGCAGAUAUUCAUACUAAAGCUCUGGCAAAGGAUCAGUUUACAAUUCUUCGCAGCAAGCUAGGAGUGGUGAAACCACCUCUCACUAGCUUGAGGGGAAGUAUUGGAGAGAAUGGCUAA